This is a messenger RNA of Alternaria metachromatica, 639 nucleotides long. RefSeq lists its product as uncharacterized. Gene Ontology annotation, molecular function: protein binding. The record is from RefSeq and is a predicted model, not a curated record. Bases 1 to 639 code for a protein of 212 amino acids. Lineage: Eukaryota; Fungi; Ascomycota; Dothideomycetes; Pleosporales; Pleosporaceae. The transcript has 2 exons.
AUGAACUUCGAUCCAUCCAAGUUUGUCACAGUCAUUGUGGGCAAAGAGCCAGAUCAACAGCGGUUUUCAGUCCAUGAAGGAAUCAUGUGCGCACGCUCUGAAUUCUUCCAACGUGCCAUGAACGGCAACUGGACAGAGAGCAAAGAACGCAUCAUCAGGUUGCCGGAGGACGACCCAGAAAUUUUCAACAUCUACAUCAACUUUCUCUACACGGGUAACGUUGUUACCAACGCCAUCGAAGAACCGAAGACUGCCACUCAUAUCGUGGGCGAGAUGCACGUACUCGGCCGGCUUUACGUGAUCGGUGAGAAGCUUCAGGACAAGGCUACGAAGAACUCCGCCAUCAAAAGUCUGCUGGAGGUCGCUUACGAGAAAGACGCGAACGGGAAGAUCUACAGUCCAUCAAUCGAUACCAUAACCUACGUAUACCGGGGCACGUGUGCUGGCAGUCUUGGUCGUCGCCUCUUGGUAGAUCUCUGGGUCAAAAUAUCACCCGAAUACAUGGCCAAGAAUGCGGAGACUCUGCCCAAAGAGUUUCUCAUUGACCUCGCCGUCGCACUUCUGGCCGACCGUCCAGACAAGAAGCCGAAGCUGGCUACGGUGGCAAAUGUGAGCAACUACAUGGAGAAGAUGGAUUGA